Messenger RNA from Brassica napus (rape), 2312 nucleotides. Its product is annotated as U-box domain-containing protein 51. The transcript is spliced from 5 exons. The record is from RefSeq and is a predicted model, not a curated record. NCBI's taxonomy places the organism in Eukaryota, Viridiplantae, Streptophyta, Magnoliopsida, Brassicales, Brassicaceae. Bases 1130 to 2281 code for a protein of 383 amino acids.
UUAUGGAAUGGGCUGGGCUGGUUUACUAACUUUUAUGUUUGUUUAUGUACAAAACCAGUGGUCCAAUUAUAAAUAUAUACAACCAAAGCCUCUCUUCGUUAUCUUCCUCUUCCAUGUAGAGUAGGUUUCAGUCGGUUCAGUCUCCUCUGAGAAAUCAAAGUGACCCUUUCGGUUUCCAUGGAGCAGUGAAUCUUCUUCUACCUCUACAUCUCCCCUUCUUAACUCUUUGGAUCAUUAAUGCUUCAGAAUCCUAACAAUUCAGUUAUUCCUUCUUAUAUAACCUCAUCGUAAAAACUGAAACUUUACAUCUCAAAUCCAGUAAUCACCAUUACAGAUUUAGAGAAAUCUUCCAACCCUUUCUGUCAAGUGACAAUCUCACCAGAAGACGCCAAUUAAUUAAUUAAUCUGUUUGGUCUUCUUCAACCUAGAAAGACAAAGUCCUUCGUGGAUUAGAUCGGGACGGCUAUUGCAGCUUCGAUUGGCGGAAGAGCUAUCUGACUCUGAUCCAAAAAAUUCCGGAGGCGGAUCAUCAGAAUCAUCACUGCCUGUUACCCUUCCUCUUGAUUCAUACGCAAGCGCACAUGAAAACCCUAGGCAAACCCAUUAUCCAGAGAACUUGGGAGAGGAUGGUGUCAACUUUUACGCUUUGGGCUGUGAGUCACAGACUGUAACGUUGUGAAGCGACCAGGAACCGCUGAUAACGACCAUAUCGCAUCAAUUAUAUACGUAUAUUGGAUGUAUGAGUUUCAACGUCAGGACCAACAGAUUUUUAUUCAGAACAGCUAGAGGAAACUUGCAACCGUUCUUCAAUAAUUCGAUUUAUGAUGCUGUUUAAAAAAACUUAAUUCUGGUAGUUAUUUGUUAAUUAACAGUUUUCUGGUGGCCUGGAGUUAGUUUUGUCCAUGCAUUAACACUUGUUAAUAACAGUUCUAUUUUUAGUAAGACGUGGUUCUCCUCCUAAGGCAGAAGGGUUUUAAGUUUUUCUCUUAAUAUUUGUUUCUCUACAAAUCUUUUGUCUUUGCAAUUCCUCCACUCAGAUUCUUCUGGAUUAUUGUGAAAAGUCUGAACUAACCUCUCCUUUUAAGUUUCUCAAUACAUUCUUUGCCGAUAUAACAUUUCGAGAGACAAUAUGGAGAGAAAUGAAGUAAGGGAAGGGCCUAUAGCUAUUGCAGUGGACAGAGAUAAAACAAGCAUCCAAGCUCUUAAAUGGGCUAUAGAGAAUCAUAUACCCCAAGGAGAAACAUUAAAACUUGUUCAUGUCAUCCAAAGGUCUGCAAAUGGACCUAAUACAGAUGAUGAAUUGUCUGAAAGAGAGCACAAAAAUAGACAAAUCACUCGGUUUCUUCCAUUGCGUUGUCUUUGUAUGCGACGAAAUAUACAAACCGAAGUAGUUUUGCUUGAUGAUCAAGAUGUGGCGAAAGCAUUGAUAGAAUAUAUUAGCCAUAACUUUAUUUCUACAUUCUUCAUAGGUGCCUCUUUGAAGAAGAGCAUUACAAGGCUGUUCAAGGUUGAUGACAUUCCAAGUAAUGUGAUGAGAUGGGCUCCAGAUUUCUGCACUGUUUUAGUAGUAUCAAAGGGAAGACUAUCAAGUGUACGUUCAGCCACUAGGCCUUUACCUCUAGCAUUGCCAUCUCCUUCUUCAGGGACUGCACCACUGUCACCCCUCAGCAACACCGACGAGCUUCCCUCUGAGAUGUCAUUGUCAAGAGAAGACGACGUUUUCUUUGAGGAGUUCUCAUCACUUGAGACAGAUUCUAGUGUGAACAUUAGUGAGAGGAUCAGUACAGAUAGUUCUGUUCUAUCCUUCUAUAAGAAACUUGGAGCUCCACACAUGCUGGAGAUUCCAGGUCUGGAUGAUGAGAAAUCGAUGUUUUCGAUGUAUCUUAAUAGUCCUUCUGAUGAAAAGAAGUGUACGUUACCACCAAGGGAUGACGCCGAGGAUGAGAAGAGAAGGUUGAAGAAAGAGCUGAAGGAGACGAUGAACAUGUACCAUGCGGCUUGCAAAGAAGCCCUUAUGGCAAACGAGAGAGUAGCUGAGCUGGAGAUGUGGAAAAAUAAAGCAGAGAAAAUGCUUCUUCAAAUGGCUGAAGAUAGAGCAACAAUGGCCAUCAGAGAGCAGAGAGCAAAGGCAGAGAUGGAGGCGGUGAGAAGGAGAGGGAGUGAUGACAGAAAGGUUGUUUCGGAUGAUCUUGGAGAGUCUCAUGUAGUGGCUAAAUAUGAGAGUUUGCUCCAUAUUGUAGUUGUUCUUUUACUCUUAUGUUUUUGUUUCAUAUUCAGAUAGUUCUCUUUCUUCUUUGUGAUCAGAGUUUGGU